AGAGACAAGACCACAACUUGGUCGCCGCUCGAUCCUCGCUAUGCCCAUGGAGCGCUCCAUCCGCCGUGAUCGCUCACGCGACCCUGAAGACGACGCCAGUAGCGACACGGGCACCAGCACGCGUUUGCGUCGCCGUAUGCGCAGUAUGGUUGGCGAUUCAACAUCGGACGGCGCAGACACGGACGCCAGCUCAGCCGGCCAGACGAUGGACGAGCCUCAGCGCCGCCCAAGCCGCCGAGGCAGAGCACGCAAGACCGUGGAGGAUACUCGCAAGUCUAUGCGUAACACCGACGAGCACCAGUCGCCGCCGUCGGGAGAUGAAUAUGAUGAUGAGGAUGACGACGACAACAACGAGGUCAAUGAACGACGCCAACGCUCGUUGUCCAAUGUCUCUAAUACCUCGUCUACAUCGGGCUCCUCGUUGACGUCAGAGCCACUCACUGAGGAACAACGUCGCGCUCGCGCCGAGCAGCAAAUGGCUGAGCUGGAGCAGAAGAAGAAAAUGGUGGAGGACGGCACACUCGCCGAGUUCUGUCGCCGCGUAGCUGCCUUCAAGGAGGAACGGAACCGCCUGCUGCAGACGGCGGAACUGCACAAAAAUCUGCAGCUCAAGAACGGACAGGAUCUGUACAAGUUUGAGGUGCAACGAGCGCAUCACCUGUGGAAGAAUGACAGGAAAGAGCUCAAGGAAGAGCUACUGGGCAAAGUGGACGCCGUCAUGGCCAAGCUCCAGACGGAGAUGAAGGCGCUGUCCGAGCCCGGAGCGAAGAUUGCGAACAUUGAGAUGAAACCUAAACAGAAGCCGAAAGUGGACAAGGCAGACAAGCCGUCAGUGAAUGUUGCAGUUGUCAAGGAGAAGACCGACGAGGGCAAGAAGACUAGCGAGCCGGAACAAGAGGAGGGUGAAGUGCCGGAGCCACCUGCAACAACAAAAGAAGUUCCUCUAGUCAAACGACGCAAAAUGGACCCGACAGCAAUCGGAGAUCCUGUCGAAGUGUCGAAGUUGCUACCGGUGGAGGCGGUGCGCUUACCGUUUGAUGACGUCAAUUCCGACAUUGCUGCUAUUGUUGGCGACCACAAGAAGACAGCACAAGCCUCGGUCGAGCAGUUGCCAAACAACGGAAACCUGCCCUUCAAGCUCGAGCGACGGCGGCUGUUCUGCGGCAAGAACGUGUUUGAAGAUGGAGACGAGGUGCAUGUUACGAUGCCACUGAUCCAUGAGGAGUAUACGGGGACGAUUUCUUCCAUCACGGACGACGCAAUCUACAUCAAGCUGGCAUCAGGCCAGAAGGCACGCGUCUUGCUGCCGCAUCUCGAGCGCCGCCGCUGCGAGCUUAAGCCACUGCUGCGUGGUACCACGUCCACGGGUAGUCUCCACAGCAUGGGCUGGUCAGAGUACGAUACGUUAUACUAAGGCUGUCCCUCGUAUAGAGCUCGUGAAUUGCUCAACCCUUUUACUGUGUAAUGUUCAUGUACUACUUUGCUUCUCUGGUGCCACCAUCCACCACGGGAGUUCGUAUUAUCUGCUUUUUGUUUUGCCUGCAUAGCGCCAGUCG
Messenger RNA from Phytophthora nicotianae INRA-310, 1556 nucleotides. RefSeq lists its product as hypothetical. Bases 41 to 1414 code for a protein of 457 amino acids. NCBI's taxonomy places the organism in Eukaryota, Oomycota, Peronosporomycetes, Peronosporales, Peronosporaceae. The transcript is spliced from 2 exons. The record is from RefSeq and is a predicted model, not a curated record.